Molecule: messenger RNA, 945 nt
Organism: Talaromyces marneffei
Lineage: Eukaryota; Fungi; Ascomycota; Eurotiomycetes; Eurotiales; Trichocomaceae
Exons: 4
Coding region: 1-945 (314 amino acids)
Source: RefSeq, a predicted model, not a curated record
AUGCCUAAUCUCGAGAAAUACGUCAACUUCAACCCGGAGAAGGAGAUUCCAGAGCUUGAUGGAAAGGUUAUAUUUAUCACUGGAGGAACUUCUGGCCUCGGAAGAGCUUCAGUGGCCUCCCUUGCCAAGCGCAAUCCGGCGCACAUCUACUUCACUGGCCGCAACAACAAAGCAGCACAAGAAUUGAUCCAUGAAGUCCACACAGAAAAGCCUUCAGUCAAAUUGACAUUUGUCAAGAUGGACAUGACCUCCUUGGUAUCCGUCAAGGAAGCUUGUAAAGAGUUUGUCCAUGAUAGACUCGAUAUCCUCAUGUGCAACGCAGGUGUCAUGUUCAUCCCCGCUGGUGUCAGCAAGGACGGGUUCGAGCUUCACUUUGCCAUCAACCAUCUCGCACAUGCCAUGAUCAUUCAAGAAUUGAUGCCGGUCUUACAAAAGUCUGCUAGUCAGCCAAGCUCUGAUGUACGCGUCUUGUGUUUGACAUCGACUGCUUGGAUGAGUCACCCAAGCGAUGGUAUCACCUUCUCGACUCUUCGUACACCACAGAGAGGGUUCAUGGGAUCAUAUUUCAGAUAUGGACAAAGCAAGCUAGCAAAUAUCGUCUACGCGGCCGAACUUGCCCGCCAGUACCCUGACACAAAUAUAAGAUUCAUCUCUGUUCACCCGGGAGCCGUCAAUACACACUUAACAACGUCAAUACCUUGGAAUCUGAGGCUAUUUACAGUAGUUUUCCUAUGGUUCCUGGGAGUCACUUUUAUGGACGAAGAUCAAGGUCGCUUGAGUCAGCUGUGGGCCGCAGCUGGAGCCAAGAGAGACGAGUUAGAAGAUGGGGGGUUUUACAUGCCGGUGGGAAGGUUGAGUAACGACAGAUUGGACAAGACAGCAAAGAGCCUGGAGCUGUCCAAGAAGCUAUGGACUUUUACUCAAGAUGUCUUGAGCAAAUUCUGA